Penaeus chinensis is the source of this 2418-nucleotide messenger RNA. RefSeq names its product carbohydrate sulfotransferase 1-like. Gene Ontology annotation, biological process: sulfur compound metabolic process; N-acetylglucosamine metabolic process. The record is from RefSeq and is a predicted model, not a curated record. NCBI's taxonomy places the organism in Eukaryota, Metazoa, Arthropoda, Malacostraca, Decapoda, Penaeidae. Bases 706 to 2232 code for a protein of 508 amino acids. Gene Ontology annotation, molecular function: N-acetylglucosamine 6-O-sulfotransferase activity. The transcript has 9 exons.
UCGACACAGGCACACUCAACCGGCACGUACUCGCUGGGAGAUCUCGUCGGUGUUCGCAAGAUCCCCUCGGAAGAUCUUAGGUUGGAAUAAGGUGUUAACGUAAAGAGGUUCUGGGUGGUGCCCUCGCUGCCUCUAGAGAGUUGGACAAGUAUAUUUAUGACGUUGUUGGAUGAAUGCAUAAACAUGUAAAGGACAAAAUCCAAAAGGUGUUACCUGACAAGAAAAAUAAGUGAAAUAAACCUGGUUUAGAGUGCGAGCCCACCCCCCUCUCCAACUCCCUUUUCACCCCUCAGAUACCCCCCCCCCCCCACCCCUCAUCCAUGAAAUCCGCCUCAUAUUUAGCAUGACCCUCGCCACGCGUCACCAGGGCCCUUGCUCAUAACCUGGACCGAGCGAGCGUGGAACAACCUGUACCAAUCUCCACUCCAAGAUAAGGCAGUCGAGAAUAAAGGACGUGAAGAUGACGUAAUAACAUAAAAGAAUAAGAUUGAAAAGAAAUAAAGAAAAAAAGAAAGAAAGAGAGAAAGGGGGAAAGUAAGAAAAGAAGAGAGAGAGAGAGAGAGAGAGAGAGAGAGAGAGAGAAAGAAAAAAAGAAAAAGAAAAAAAAAAGAGAGGGGGGGGAACAGAGACAAGCAACGUUGAACAGAAGCUCGCGUGUUCGUUGGGAGGGAAAAAGUCUACGGCGAGAAAACCCGAGAUUCAGAUAUGGGUCUGCGGGGGAUGCUGUACCGGGCCGCGAGAAACAGGCGGGUGUGGACGCUAGUCACGGUCCUGUUCCUCUUCUAUGUUAACAUCAUUCAGAUAGCCAACAUGACGCGGAGUGAAGAAGAGUCUCGGACCUUCGAGUGGAAGCGAGCGAAGCCCAAACAAGCUGGAGAUUCGAAAUUCAAUUUUUUUCAAGACGAAGAUGAUCAAGACGUCGAUGAUAAUCUACCCGACGAUAACGAUAUGGGUGAUGUUCGAUAUAACGGUUACUAUUAUCAGGAUGAUGAAGCCCAAGCAAUUAAGGAUGGUGACUAUGAUGAGGGUGAUCCUUACGCGGAUGAGGAUGUUGAUGAAGGUGAUGAUAAUGAUGGUGAUCAUGAUGAAGAGGAGAGGGAGGAUGGUGAUGAUGGUUACUCAGAUAAUGCUGAUUAUGGCGACGCAAAGAACAGAGGGAGAGAAGAAGAGAACAAUAGAAACAAGGAGAGCAACCGAGAAGAUACAAAUGUGAUAAAGAUGGAACCAGCAGGAAACAUGAUAAAGAAAGAACCAGCAGAGCAAACGAUAAAGUGGGAACCAGUAGAAAAUAUAAAACAAGAAUUUCACGAAGAAAAAGACGGUCACGCGGAAACGAAGAAGAAUAACGGCGAAAACAUGAUGAUGGGAGGAGAAAAAAUAACAGGAGGAGACGACGAUAUUUACAACGGUUAUUACAACACGCAAGAAAAAGUAAAAAAGGUGCUGUUAGUGACGUACCAGCGCUCGGGAUCUUCCUUCGUCGGGGAGCUCCUGACCUCCGGGGGCGGCGCCAUGUACGUGUACGAGCCUCUGUUCCUCUGGCGUGCCCUCCUGGGACCCGGAGCCGACGUGGGCGUGGAGGAGAGGGCAGCCAGGGCGCUCGGUGAUCUCCUCGACUGCAAGCCGGAGGUGGUCCGUGCCUGGCGACGCCGCCCCUACCAGUACUUCCGGCGCAAACCCGAGGGCGUGCGCGACUGGUGCGUCGACGCCGACCUGCGCCUCCUCAAAACCAUCCGCGCCCGCGCCUCUUUCGUGCUACCGUGGAUGCGGUCGCGGUCGGAUAUCAAGGUGGUCCACUUGGUGCGUGAUCCUCGAGGCAUCCUCAACUCCGUCAAGCGCGGCGGGAACCUCUGGAGCGAGAAUAAUCGCAACGCUGCCCUUCAAUGCGCCAACAUCGAGCGUGACCUCCAACUGCAGGAGUUGGGGCCCCACAGGUACCUGCAAGUACGCUACGAGGACCUAGUGGAGAGCCCCCUGGAGGAGACCCGUCGAAUCUUCAGCUUCAUGGGCGCUAAUUUCAACGAUGACGUCAUGGCUUACCUGCGGGAACACACCUGGCUGGCCGAGAAGAUCCCAGCUGAGAAGCAAGGGUAUCUCAAGACCUUCCGGGACUCCAGCUUCAAGCAUGACCACUGGAAGACUAAUAUGGAUAACCGUGAAAUCGAAUUCAUUGAGAGUGUUUGCGGAUCUGUCAUGAAGAAACUCAAUUAUCAUCCUUUGCCUCCGACUUGAUUUUUUUCUUUUUUCUUUUUUCUUUAUUAUUCUCAGUUUUCCUCGUUCGUGGGUCAGAAAUGUUUGUAGUUUGUUUGUUUUGUUUUUUUCUGUUUUUUGUUUUAUUGAAUCUUAUUUUAUUUUAUUAACUUUUUUAUUUCUCCACUUGCCUUCCUCUUCUUUUAUUUCUUACUCUGUUUUCCUCCC